Messenger RNA from Sceloporus undulatus (fence lizard), 2121 nucleotides. RefSeq names its product protocadherin gamma-B3-like. The record is from RefSeq and is a predicted model, not a curated record. Gene Ontology annotation, biological process: homophilic cell-cell adhesion. NCBI's taxonomy places the organism in Eukaryota, Metazoa, Chordata, Lepidosauria, Squamata, Phrynosomatidae. The annotation marks the transcript as partial. Gene Ontology annotation, cellular component: plasma membrane. The transcript has a single exon. Gene Ontology annotation, molecular function: calcium ion binding.
ACACAGGGACAUGCAAACAUUUAUUUCUGAGAAAAGAAAAUACAAGAGGUUAUAGAGCAAAAAAUUAGUGAUUAUUUUAAUACUCACUUCAUUAAUAUUUCUGGAUCCUGGUUAGAAUUUGAAAUUCUUCAUCUAAUCUGAUCACAUCAUCAAAGUAGGAUAUAGCAGAAUUCCUUAUUGAGUGGAAUGGAGGACCAGAACAAACGUAGCAGCAGAUCACUACAAAGGCAAGUACUUCUUUUAUUCUUCUCUUUGUUUUGCAAAACUGCCUCAGAAAACAUUCGGUAUUCAAUCCCUGAAGAACUGGAGAAGGGCUCUAUUGUGGGUUACCUUGCCAAAGAUCUGAAAUUAAAUACUGGACAAAAACCAAACAGCAAUCUACAGAUACUUUCUCUGGAUGAAAAGCAGUAUUUCAUUAUCAGUACAGAAAAUGGAAAUCUUUAUGUAAAUGACAGGAUUGAUAGAGAGGAAAUAUGUGGUGAAAGUACAUCCUGCCCCAUCAAUUUUGAAGUGAUGGCUGAAAAUCCUAUGAAUAUUUUUCAUAUAACUGUAGAGAUACAGGAUGUUAAUGAUAAUUCACCACAUUUUUCACAUGGUGAUAUCAAGCUACAGAUAAGUGAAUCCACUUUACCAGGAACCACAUUUAUAUUAGAGCAAGCUGAGGAUCCUGAUAUUGGGAUCAAUGCACUACAGGAUUACAAUCUUAAUACAAAUCAGUAUUUUGUUCUGGACGUGAGAGAGAGAGAAUCUGGGAAAAAAUACACAAAAUUAGUCCUGAACAAACAAUUGGAUCAUGAAAGUGAAAGCAGUUUCCAUUUGAUACUUACAGCUGUGGAUGGAGGGAAGCCUCCCAAAACAGGGACAACCAAAAUAUGGAUUACUGUAAUUGAUGCCAAUGACAAUCCACCUAUCUUCACUCAAGAACUGUACAUGGUGACCCUGAAAGAGAACACACCAAGUGGGUCUUUAGUGGUGCAGGUGAAAGCCACAGACAGAGAUGCAGGUUCAUAUAGCCAAAUCAACUAUGCCUUUACAAAUAUCCCUGAACGUGCUCUCCAGAAAUUCGUCUUGGACGGACAAAAUGGGAAAAUAACAAUUAAGGAAGCUCUGGACUUUGAGGAAACAGAGAAAUAUUUGGUGGCAGUAGAGGCAAGAGAUGGCGGUGGAUUAGUAGCGCAUUCUAACAUUGAAAUAAAACUAUUAGAUGAGAAUGACAAUGCCCCAGAAAUUAUUCUUGUCUCCUUAUCCAGUCCAAUUUCUGAAGAUGCUACAGCAGGAACUCUGGUAGCCCUUAUCAACAUUAAAGAUAGAGAUUCUGGGGAUAAUGGGAAAAUUUCUUGCUAUUUAAAAGACAGUUUGCCAUUCAAAAUUGUACCAACAUCCAGUAACCUGUAUAAGCUUCUUACAGAUGGCCUCCUGGACAGGGAAAACAUGCCAGAAUACAAUAUCACCAUCAUAGCAACAGACAAAGGUAUAUCCCCUCUCUCAACAGAGAAGACCAUCUCCCUGAGGAUUUCAGAUAUCAAUGACAACUCUCCUACCUUUGAGAAAUCCUCUUACACUGCCUUUGUGCCAGAGAACAAUCCUUCAGGCACCUCCAUUUUCCAUGUUCAUGCCUCAGAUCCAGAUCUGGAACGCAAUGCCAAAAUCACUUACUCCCUCCUCAGAAGCAACAUUCAGGAGCUGCCUCUCUCAUCUUACCUCUCCAUUAACUCUGAAACUGGCAUCAUCUAUGCUCAGCGCUCCUUCGACUAUGAACAGUGCCGGGAGUUUCAGGUGGAGGUGAGGGCCCAAGAUGGAGGCUCCCCACCCCUCAGCAGCACUGCCACUGUGAAGGUCUUUAUCCUAGACCAGAAUGACAAGAGCCCUCAAAUCCUUUAUCCUUCUCAGGGAGCGGAGGGCUCAGCCUUGUUUGAGAUGGUGCCUCGCUCAGCGGAGGAGGGCUAUCUGGUGACCAAGGUGGUGGCGGUGGAUGCUGACUCUGGGCACAAUGCUUGGCUCUCUUACCAUCUGGUCCAGGCCACUGAGCCAGGGCUCUUCUCAAUUGGGGUCCAUAAUGGUGAGAUCAGGACAUCCCGAACAUUUUUGGAAAGAGAUGCUCUCAAGCAGAAGCUGGUAAUC